Molecule: messenger RNA, 676 nt
Organism: Schizophyllum commune H4-8
Lineage: Eukaryota; Fungi; Basidiomycota; Agaricomycetes; Agaricales; Schizophyllaceae
Exons: 2
Coding region: 175-645 (156 amino acids)
Molecular function (GO): protein binding
Source: RefSeq, a predicted model, not a curated record
GUGGUGCACUUCCUGGACAUAGAGACCUGGACGGAGAACACUCGCUGCUGGCAGAAUGGCGCCUCUAUCUCAUCUGCAGCCUUCGCCCUCGACGAAACACACAUCGUCUGCGGGUGCAAUGACGGCUGCGUAGGUGUGUGGAAUAUCGCGGAAGCAGAGGACCGACCGCGUACUAUGCUGCAGGGCCACACAGGCCGCGUCACCUCCGUUGCGUGCGCACGCCAUGGUACAACCAUCCUUUCCGCAUCUCUCGAUUUGGAACCGUGGCAGAAUCGACCUGAAGACUAUGACUGUAGCGUUAGGCUCUGGGAUCUCACGCACCUCCUGUCGCCGUCGCCCUCGUCCGCUGACGCCGUGGCUCCCUCCGGUGGGGAACCGGCCCCACCGAGAUUUCAGGAACGUAUCCGGGAGCAGGACGGUUGGCUGUACUGCGUUGACCGCUCUCGGUCCGAAGGAGCAGCACCGCAUGCAAGGGAGAUACCAUACACGGAUGAGCACUGCGCACCCUUCCUGAAAAUUCCACCCAUCUACCCUUCGUUUGCCCGCUUGUGCUCGCCCUUUCAUCGAGGCGUCUUAACCGCCUCACCAUCCUGCACGGUUACUCUCGAUAACGAGGCCUGCCUGGACGAAUGGUGCAUCACCUAGUCUGUACCUACGUCCAAAGUAAGUCACCCGC